AUGCUUCUGAAACAUAACGAAGUGCACCCGUCUGGCGUGGGCAAUGGAGACACGACGGUCUUGCCAAACGGCAAUCAGCACAAUGGCGUUUCCACGACCGCCGACAGAGAAAAGACAACAAAUUUGGCGCCGCAUUCGGAUCCUUCCAAAGAAGAUCGGAGGUGCUCGGAGGAAGCCGGAGAAGACAUCCUCGCCAUUCCUCUGGUCAAUUCCGGAUUCCAAAAGUUCCUACCGCGAUUUUUGCGUUACAAAUUUGCGGACAAAUCGCUGGAGGACUUGUACAUGGCCUACUUCGGCCACCAGAGACGCCAGAUGCUUCAGACAACUCUAGUUCUCUCCGUUAUCCUCGACAUUGCCUUCUUAAUCCAAUACGCCUUUGUCUUUACCGAAGAGCUGAUCGCCCCAAUCGCUGUGAUAUCCACGUUUCUCUUGAUAAACCUCGUACUCAGUGUUUUAGUAACAUUUUCCUUGCUACCACAGCGUGUUUUGCGGCCGCUUCCUUACCUCGUCUGGGUGUGCCUGGCUAUACAGAUUUAUUCAGACAUAGGCUUCAGCCAACCUCCUUACUCAGCAAGUGUCUCCGUGGGCUGGCAGCUCCUGUAUAUUUUUUCCUCUUACGUCUGGCUCCCCCUGGGGCUGUCUUGGUGUCUUAUCAUCAACUUUCUGUCCCCUUGUAUCUUCACCCUCAUCGUCGGAUUACUCUGUGCCACAGACAACUUCUCCAUAUUCAAGAUCGGAAACCAGAUCGCCGCUAACACGUUCCUGUUUGUCUGUGUCAAUAUCCUCGGCUCCAUCACGUAUCUAUUCGCCGACCGGAAGUUGAGGCGAGCCUUUCUGGAAACGAAAUCCUCUUUGUCCAUUAAAGUUGUGAUUGAGGAAGAAUAUAAACAGCAGGAGAGAUUGCUGCUUUCUGUCCUUCCCAAACACGUGGCCGAUGAAAUGGUCAAAGACAUGGGAUUAGCAAUUUCCGGCCAGUUCCGUAAGAUUUACAUGAGCCGCCACGAGAACGUGAGUAUUUUGUUUGCUGAUAUCGUGGGAUUCACGGCCAUUUCCUCGACAUGCACUGCACAGGCGCUGGUGGGGAUCCUGAACGAGCUAUUUGCUGCCUUCGAUAAGUUAGCCAAUUUAUACUGCCAGCUCAGGAUCAAGAUUCUAGGAGACUGCUACUACUGUAUAUGUGGCGCUCCAGAGCCUCGUUCUGAUCACGCCAUCCUCUCCAUCCAUAUGGGCCUGGCGGUGGUCGAGGCUAUCAGUGACGUCCGAGAGAAGACGAAGACUACGUGAAUAUGAGGGUGGGGGAUCCACACGGGGGCGGUGCUGGGCGGGGUUCUGGGACAGAAGCAGUGGCAAGUUUGACGUACUGGGUAAGAGGUCACUCUGGCCAACCAUAUGGAGUCUGGCGGUAUACCGGGACGGGUUCACAUCUCUGAGCAAACCAAAUCCCUCCUUAAAGACGUGUUUGAACUGGAACCAGGCGAGGGAGAUACGAGAGAUGAUUAUCUGCGCAUGACAGGAACCACAACUUACCUGAUAAAAUCUGUAAAAGUCCUGUUUCCAGAAGGCACAUUGGAGAAAAAGAAAUCGACCAAGAAAGGUCAGGCAGCAGAACCAAAGAUGUCAAACCUUGAAGAAACGGAAACCAUGGACUUGACUAAACAGAAGGAACUUAAUCAUGAGAGGCUUCUCCAGCGGAGGCUGUACGAGGCAUUGAUGGAGCGAGAACGGGCAGGUGAAAUUUGGAAAGUUAUGAACUUCAUAACACUCCGUUUCAAAAACGCCAACCGAGAAAUCGGUUACAUCCAAAAGAAGGAGCACUUUAGCGGCAUCGGAAUGAUCGGACUGUGCCUUGUGCCCGUGGCUUGCUUCUGCUCUCAAAUGUGCAUUGCUCCAAGAAAUGCCGUCACGUACGCCACUUUUGCAGCCGGGGAGGUUUUGCUGGUCGCCAUGACAGUUGUUACUCUUGCAAUAAAUUACCCACGGGGUUACCCCCGGGUCGUCGUGAGGUUUUCUAACUGGGUGGAGAGCCGCUGGUUGGCUAGAUCAGUCUGGGGCACCCUGGCCGUCUUCAUCAUGGCUUCCCUGGACGUCUUUGACAUGUUCAGCUGCGACACAAAUCACUCAUAUAACGAUACGACGACCGGGGUCCUGGAGCCGAGCGACCCCACGUGUCAGUACCCGUCCUACUUCAUCUACUACGGGGAGAUAAGCCUGAUCGGAGUGACUCUCCUAGUACAGAUCAGCCACAUCCUAAAGUCCUGCCUCAUCGUCAUCAUCACCUGUACAUAUGUCCUCACCUGCCUCGUCGCUCUGCCGAGCCUGUUUGACCGCUAUGAGCACGUGUUGGACCAGUACAGGUUUAGCAGAGUCGAUAUUAUGUACUCUUUAACCGGUGUGAUGUGUAUCAUAACACUGAUUCUACUGGAGUUCAACAGAGCUCGAGAUAUUGCCACGCAGAUGUAUGAGUCUCAUAAGGACAAUGUAGCCCUUGCAUUCAGCGAGAUAUUGCCACGUAUGAGUCUCCUGGAGCUCAUUUCUCGGAGACUCCAUUACUGUAAAGAGCAGGCGGAAGACCGGAAAGAGGAAGUAACGACACUGCGGCAGAAAAACGAGGCUCUCGUGUAUAACAUACUUCCGUCCCACGUGGCCAAAGAUUUCAUCGGAAGGACUCUGAGAGAUGAGGAACUGUACAGCAACUUGCACGAGAGCGUCGGCGUGAUGUUCGCUUCCUGUCCGAACUUUAACGACUUCUACUCCGAAGAUGCAAUCAACAACAACGGGCUGGAAUGUCUGAGAUUCCUGAAUGAAAUCAUCUCCGAUUAUGACGAACUGCUCAAGGAGCCUCGUUUUAAAUCCAUCACCAAAAUUAAGACAGUCCAGUCCACGUAUAUGGCGGCCAGCGGGAUGAUGUUCGCACCGCCCAAGGUGAGUGAACAUGGUUAUUUGAAUUUCUUCCUCCAGGGGGCGACAUUCAAAGAAAAAUGGCAGCACUUUGACGAUCUUGUACAGUUUGCCUUCUGUUUGAAGCUAACUUUGGACCGAAUCAACGCCCAAUCUUUUAACACAUUCGUCUUGCGAAUAGGUAUAAACCAUGGUCCAAUUGUCGCUGGGGUAAUUGGAGCCCGUAAACCUCAUUAUGAUAUUUGGGGUAAUACGGUCAACGUGGCGAGCAGAAUGGAUUCCACGGGGCAAGCAGGCAGAAUACAGGUUGUCGAGGAAUCCAUGCUCAUCCUGAAAGAAUUCGGAUACAGAUUUGAAAAACGCGGAUUAGUGUCUGUAAAGGGCAAAGGGCAACUGUUGACAUUUUUUGUGAACAAUCGUGAUACGCUACAGAGUUUACCCAAUCAGGUGUCUACAUCUUGA
Messenger RNA from Liolophura sinensis, 3360 nucleotides. Its product is annotated as adenylate cyclase type 3-like. Gene Ontology annotation, cellular component: plasma membrane. The record is from RefSeq and is a predicted model, not a curated record. Lineage: Eukaryota; Metazoa; Mollusca; Polyplacophora; Chitonida; Chitonidae. Gene Ontology annotation, molecular function: adenylate cyclase activity. Gene Ontology annotation, biological process: cAMP biosynthetic process; intracellular signal transduction; adenylate cyclase-activating G protein-coupled receptor signaling pathway. The transcript is spliced from 21 exons.